Messenger RNA from Saprolegnia parasitica CBS 223.65, 201 nucleotides. RefSeq lists its product as hypothetical. NCBI's taxonomy places the organism in Eukaryota, Oomycota, Saprolegniomycetes, Saprolegniales, Saprolegniaceae. The record is from RefSeq and is a predicted model, not a curated record. Gene Ontology annotation, molecular function: acyltransferase activity. The transcript has a single exon. The annotation marks the transcript as partial.
AUGCAAGCCACCCAAGACGUUGAGCUUGAAGUUCCGGGCCAGAACGCAAACACCGACCGAGAGAUGACCACGGAGACGACGUACGGCCACCAGGACGCGCUGCCGCCACUGCCGCUGCCCGCCCUCGAGCAGACCCUCGAGGCCUACGUCAAGAGCUGCGAGCCGCUGCUCACGCCCGCCGAGCUCGAGCACACGAAGGCC